AUGGCCUUGAGGAAUUUCCAGAUGGGAAUGCUUGAUUAUGCUCACGAAAAUCCUGAUUAUGAAGAUGAAAUCGAGCAGAGGGGCCAGCUUCCUGAACUGGGUUCUGACGAUCAUCUCUUCAUGUUGCUGUUAACCACGUAUGACAGGAUUGUUGAGAGGUUGAAGGUUGCAGCUUUGGAGCUGAAGGAGACUAUCGUUGCUGAAACCUGGGGUUCAGGCCAAAAUGUGGGUGAUUUUACUCUGUAUUCUGGUGCUCUUGGGACUACCUUCCUGCCACGGAAGUCAUUUCGUGUUACCCAAGAUGAAGAGGACCUUCGUACCUGUUCUGAGAUUGUGAAGGCUUGCGACAGUGCUCCUGUUUGCUCAAGGGAUGUCUCGUUUAUCAAAGGGAGAGCUGGUGUUUGUGCCUUUGGAGCAGUGGUGGCAAAAGCAAUGGACGGCGAUGAGCUUAUGAUUUCCUAUCUAAGCAAAUUCAAAGAGAUUGACCUGCCAGCAGAUCUUUCUGAUGGACUAAUGCAUGGAAGAGCUAGUUACUUGUGGGCUUGUCUCUUUAUCAAUAAGCAUCUAGGCAAAGGAACUAUUUCGUCUGCGCAUUUGUGGAAUGGAAAGAACUACUGGGGUGCUGCUCAUGGAGUGGCUGGAAUCCUGAUUGGGGGGAGGAACUUGAUGGAUCAGUUAUGGUCCACCGUCGAGGAGUUGCUGAGCAGAUUGCUGUGCGUUGCUUUUUGGUUGCCAGUUGUUUGCUCGAUUAUCUUCUCGAGGACCACGGUUGUUAUUCCGUUUGGGAAAGUUACAGAAUCCUGCGAACUUCCUGCCCUUUGUCUGAGGAGUGCCCUGCACAUAUUGCUGGAAUUUCCUAGAUUUUACCCCAGCCUCGAUUUCACCCUUGAGUUCCCUACAAUCCCCAGUGUUGUGACCAUGGUCCUUGUGGUACUCACAAUAUUGAUCCGUAGACCUGUUUGGAUUGUGAACCAAGGGCUUUGGAAUAGCUUGUGGAUUUGA
Oldenlandia corymbosa var. corymbosa is the source of this 1002-nucleotide messenger RNA. The record is from the annotation of a GenBank genome assembly. NCBI's taxonomy places the organism in Eukaryota, Viridiplantae, Streptophyta, Magnoliopsida, Gentianales, Rubiaceae.